GCUAAUAAAAAUUUUCAAACUUUUUAAAAUGGGUUUGAAAAUUUUUAAUGUUUUUUUUUGAUUAUUUGUUGAUACUAGUAGGUGCUUUAGUUGGUUUAGCUUUUUUCACUCUGGUUGAGCGUAAGGUGAUGGGUUAUGUUCAUUUUCGCAAGGGUCCUAGCAAGCUUUUUUACAUGGGUCUUUUUCAGCCCUUCAGGGAUGCCAUUAAGUUGUUUUCUAAGGAGUCUUUUAAGGGGUACAAAAUAAAUUAUUUGUUUUUUUUGGGAGGACCGUUAUUAGGAUUAUUUCUUAUGUUCAUUUUGUGGGUGGUUUAUGUAAGGUUAUUUGGGGUUUUUGGGAGAAGGUUUUCUAUUUUGUAUGUGUUCGGAUUUUUGAGAUUAGGGGUUUAUUUUUUGUUAUUUUGUGGUUGGGGCUCAAAUAGAAAAUACUCAUUACUAGGAGGGUACCGAGGGGUUUCUCAAACAGUUUCUUAUGAAGUGACUAUGAUUUUUUUUGUCUUAGGUUUUGUCUACUAUAUCAGCUUUUAUGAUUUUGUUGGAUUGUUUUUUUUUCAGAUUGGGUUUUGGUUUAUGUUUUUUAGAGUGUUUUUGUUUGUGGGGUGGCUUUUUGUGUGUUUGGCUGAGUUAAACCGAACUCCUUUUGAUUUUUCUGAGGGGGAGUCUGAGCUAGUAUCCGGUUUUAACGUAGACUACAGCGGGGGUUUUUUUUCUUUUAUUUUCAUUUGUGAGUAUGGUAUAAUUAUUUUUUUGGGGUUU
Messenger RNA from Oppia nitens, 755 nucleotides. RefSeq names its product NADH-ubiquinone oxidoreductase chain 1-like. Gene Ontology annotation, molecular function: NADH dehydrogenase activity. The annotation marks the transcript as partial. Lineage: Eukaryota; Metazoa; Arthropoda; Arachnida; Sarcoptiformes; Oppiidae. Gene Ontology annotation, cellular component: membrane. Gene Ontology annotation, biological process: aerobic respiration. The record is from RefSeq and is a predicted model, not a curated record. The transcript has a single exon.